AGACAGGGGAGAGAAAACGUCCAUCACAUCCUAGCUCCGCCCCCAAAGGCUGCUAGGGCCAAUUAGCGGCCCGCAGGGGCGGGCGCCAGACUAGAGGCGGAGGCUGCUGUUGCCCCAGCAACAACCAGGGAGCCCGAAGGCGGGCGCAGCCUCGGAGGGAUCCGCGCCUCAGGUCUCUCGCUGCCAGGAAGAUCCUAGGAGAGGCGCGAGCCAAGCCUAGGAAGUCGGCGUCCGCGGAGAGAGGGACAGGUCAGGCCCAUGAACUGCAAUCCCCGCGGCCUCUUCUCCCCACCUAACCGUUAGGUGCGCUGAGGGCCAUGGCUGAGGUGCACGUGAUCGGGCAGAUCAUGGGGGCCACCGGUUUCUCGGAAAGUAGCCUCUUCUGCAAGUGGGGCAUCCACACAGGGGCGGCAUGGAAGCUCCUGUCAGGUGUGCGGGAGGGCCAAACACAGGUGGACACCCCCCAAGUAGGGGACAUGGCCUACUGGUCCCACCCCAUCGACCUGCACUUCGCCACCAAAGGCCUCCAAGGCUGGCCCCGGCUCCAUCUCCAGGUGUGGUCGCAGGACAGCUUUGGCCGCUGUCAGCUUGCAGGCUACGGCUUUUGCCACGUGCCCAGCAGUCCGGGCACCCACCAGCUGGACUGCCCCACGUGGCGGCCCCUAGGCAGCUGGCGGGAGCAGCUGGCGCGGGCCUUCGUGGGUGGCGGCCCUCAGCUGCUGCACGGGGACGCCGUCUACAGCGGGGCCGACCGCUAUCGCCUGCACACGGCCGCCGGCGGCACCGUGCACCUGGAGCUGGGGCUGCUGCUGCGCCACUUCGACCGCUACGGCGUGGAGUGCUGACUGGUCUCCCAGGCAGGCCCUUGUCCAGAGCCCUGCCCACCUGUCGAGGGCCGGGAUGGCCCAGGGGUCAGAAGCGUGGGCUCUGGACACUGCUGGAUCUGACCCCGGCCAACCAGGGGCAUGGCUUCUGUCCUGGCUAGCACCUCAAGCCCCGUGGCUGCCCCCUCAGGUCCAGUUCCCCCAUCUGUAAAAUGGGGGCAAUAAGCGUGUGGGGCCACGGGGUGCUGGGUGAGAUGAGGCUGCUUUGCCCAAGGAAGUGCUCAAUAAAGGAGAGCAGUUCUUAACAGG
This is a messenger RNA of Ailuropoda melanoleuca (giant panda), 1133 nucleotides long. RefSeq names its product B9 domain containing 2 (gene B9D2). Lineage: Eukaryota; Metazoa; Chordata; Mammalia; Carnivora; Ursidae. Gene Ontology annotation, cellular component: MKS complex. The record is from RefSeq and is a predicted model, not a curated record. Gene Ontology annotation, biological process: cilium assembly. The coding region runs from base 318 to 845 and encodes 175 amino acids. The transcript has 4 exons.